Messenger RNA from Penicillium arizonense, 417 nucleotides. RefSeq lists its product as uncharacterized. The transcript is spliced from 3 exons. Bases 1 to 417 code for a protein of 138 amino acids. The record is from RefSeq and is a predicted model, not a curated record. NCBI's taxonomy places the organism in Eukaryota, Fungi, Ascomycota, Eurotiomycetes, Eurotiales, Aspergillaceae.
AUGAAGUUCUUCGCCUCCACAAUCCUCUUCGCCGUCUCGGCCCUUGCCCAGAAUGCAUUGAUCGGCCUCCCUUCCACAGGCCAGAAGGUCACUGCCGGCGAUGAGAUUGUUGUCCAAGUCCAGCGUCCCAACUCCCUUACAGGCUCCAAGGAAAUGGGAGUCGCAAUUGGCUUCUCCUCAUGCGCAUCUUCGCCGUGCCACACCCCAGAAGAAGUAAUGGGAACAAUCCUCUAUAACGGACCCUUCGAUCCCGUAUACCACGAGAGCAGCCAGCCCCCCUAUGAGAACUUCACUGUCACAGUGCCCCAGUCAACUGCCAAAGGAAACGGUCAGAUUAAUGUUGCUCAUGCUACAUUGAUUGGUGCUGGUCCUUUUCCCUACCUGGAGACUCUUAACAAGACCGUCACCGUUGCAUAA